Molecule: messenger RNA, 927 nt
Organism: Acanthamoeba castellanii str. Neff
Lineage: Eukaryota; Discosea; Longamoebia; Acanthamoebidae
Product: exocyst complex subunit Sec15like family protein
Exons: 8
Coding region: 1-927 (308 amino acids)
Biological process (GO): exocytosis; intracellular protein transport; Golgi to plasma membrane transport
Cellular component (GO): exocyst; membrane
Source: RefSeq, a predicted model, not a curated record
AUGGCCACCGACGCGCGGUCCGCCGCCGCCGACUCGUCCCCCUCCUCCUCGUCCCCCUCCUCCUCUGCCGCCGCCUUGGCCUCUCCUCGCGUCGGCGCAGGGUCUUUGCCUUCUCCUCGCGCCGGCUUUGCGAGCGCGCCCUUCGGUGUCGACGAAGACGACGACCCUAACCUCCCAGAGGGAGCGACAGGCGAAGAGACUCAGGAUGCCAUCCUCAGCCUGAUCGAGAGCGAAUCGCUCGGGCCCACCUUCAGGUCGGUGUUUGAGCAGGAGAAGGAGCAGGAGUUCAUCCGCACGCUCGCUCUCUUCAUUCGCGGCAAGAGGAAGGAGAUCGAAAACGUCUGCAAUUUCCAUUACCAGGAAUUCAUUCACAGCGUGGACGAGCUGCUGGCCUUGCGCACGGAGACAGGCCAGCUGAAGGACGAUAUCGUACACCUCAACACACAGAUCCAAGCCACGGGCACCUCGCUCCUCGAUAAGUCGCAAGCGCUGCUCGAGCUGCGCGCCACUCAUGCCAACAUCAACGCGGCGAUCGAGGAGCUGUCGCGCUGCGUCUUUGUCUUCCACCAGUGCGAGCAGGCCAACCGACAAAUCAAAGACGGACAGUUCUACAAGGCCCUCAAGGCGCGCGUCUUGGGCGAGAUCGAACACCAGUCAUUGCCGCAACUGCCUCAGUACGAGUUUGUCAAGUUUCUGGAAAGCAAGAUUCCAGCACUCAAGGAGACGAUCAAGAAAUAUGUCACCGACGAGUUUAACGACUGGCUGGUCAGUAUGCGCGAGCAUGCGAUCGACAUCGGAGCGCUGGCCAUCGAGCAGAUGACUGCGCAGAUCAAGGAGGAGCAACGAAUCAAGCAGGAGCUGCAGGUCCGCUCGAUUAGAUUAAUCGUCUACUACGCGCUCCUUCAUCGAAGGAAGGUGUUGACGUAG